This is a messenger RNA of Oncorhynchus kisutch (coho salmon), 6684 nucleotides long. Its product is annotated as protein C19orf12 homolog. Bases 176 to 892 code for a protein of 238 amino acids. The transcript has 7 exons. The record is from RefSeq and is a predicted model, not a curated record. Lineage: Eukaryota; Metazoa; Chordata; Actinopteri; Salmoniformes; Salmonidae.
ACCGCGUGGCUAGGGAAGACGGAUGUAAACAAAGACUGUGCCCCUCUCAAAAAACCUGCAAAUCCUGACGUUAUGCCGAUUUUGACAGACAUAUAUAUUUUUUAAAUGUGUCUCUAUCAAGCCGACAUAAUGGACUUUCAAUGUCCACAAUUCAAGAGGCACACCUUUAGGAAGCAUGGUCAUUCCUCAAAUUAUCGAGGAGGCAUGCCACGAGGCAGAAAUCUAUCACAAUGCGGGAAUUGAUGGGCUGAUCAUUGAGAACAUGCAUGACAUUCCAUACACAUUCUCAGUUGGACCAGAGGUGUGUGCCUCUAUGACAGCGGUGUGUGCAGCGGUGAGGGGGAUCUGUCCGUCUCUGCCUCUUGGAGUUCAGAUCCUGUCUGCAGCAAACAGCUCAGCUGUUGCUGUUGCACUGGCUUCAGGUAUGGAUUUUAUCAGGGCAGAGGGAUAUGUCUUCUCACAUGUUGCUGAUGAAGGCCUUUUGAAUGGAUGUGCCGGAGACCUUUUACGAUACCGCAAGCAAAUGCAGGCUGAACAUGUGCAGAUCUUUACUGACAUAAAAAAGAAGCACAGCUCCCAUGCCCUGACUUCAGAUGUGAGCAUAGUGGAGACGGCCAGAGCAGCUGAGUUUUUCCUUUCUGAUGGUCUCAUCAUCACUGGAACAGCCACAGGGGUUCAGGCAGAUCCAAUGGAGCUCAGAGAUGUUGCAGGGUCUGUAAGACUCCCAGUUCUUAUUGGCUCAGGAGUGACCUAUGACAACGUGGAAUACUACCUUGAUGCUAGUGCAAUGAUAAUUGGCUCUCAUUUCAAGAGGGGAGGAGUUUGGGCAAAUGCUGUUGAUCCAGAAAGCGUUAAAAAGUUUAUGGGGAAGGUGCAUUUGCUUCGAAAUUGAAAUCCACCAAUUUGCUGCUAAAAUAAUUUAUUGCAGAACAAUGACAUUUGUUGGUAAUAAUACAUGUAAUUACUGAAGUUAUGUUUCAUGCUAUUUAAUAAAACACAAAUAAUACCUAAACAAAACAUAUUUAUUUAACAUCUUUUAACAUUUAAAUAUACACCAAAAUACCAAAUAAAUCUGAAUAUAUUUACAAACCGGGCUUGUAACAGUACAGCAAACAUAAGAACACACUGGGAAUAAAUGUAUAAAAACAAAGUGAAUCACUAAGUACAAAACAUACAUUAGUAACAGUGUUUCAUCAUUAUUUGGUAAUCCUUACAUACAUUGUAUUUGUUAUUAAAAAAUAUAGCGAAAGAGGUCCAAUUACUCAAGAGUGAUGUUUUGUGUCAUCAUCACAUAUAUACAAAAUAGCUUUUCAUAGCUAUGAAACAACUUAAAGCAAUAUACUCACAACGUAUCUAAAUCUAAGGCACGCAAAGUAAUACAAAAAAAGUAUUCUAUAUACAAUAGAAUGAAUAUUUGCAAAGUGCUAAAACCUUUUGCAUUUUAUACAAUACAUAAAAGUUUUCAUCAGAGCCAUAAGACUUAACUGUAACAAGCCAGUUAUAAUACUUUUCACAUGCACACACACAUCUACUCAAGGCUAUUUCACUCUCAAACUGGGCUCAGUAUGUUAAUAACAUACUCAGCAAAUGUGGUUCCCUUGAUCAGGGUAAAGAGAUAGGUCUAAGGUAGGUCAUAGGUCUAAGGUCUGUGUGUUAAGUGGGUUCAGACAGUGGCGUGGCUACUCAGUAGACACUCAGUAGUUGUACAGACGCUGGCAGGGUUGUUUGAAGUGACCAAAGCGUCUGUCAGAGUGGGAGAAGCGCACCUUGGCACAGCUCUGUCUCUGGAGAGCACUCCUGGUCAGCUUCUUGCACUCCAAGUGAGUCCUGGCUCGCUGUAUGGCAAGCAGUUGGAUAUUGCAUGGAAGCGGGCUGCCCCGGGCAGCUAGCCUCCAGGACACAUGCUGUUUGACUGGCACAGGUCUGCAGGGGGGGGAAGGACAGAAUAACUGUAAUGUGACACUCCUUUCUCUAGGAUAAUGGUUGUGUUAUCACACUGACUAAAGUAGAUGGAUCCCCUGGAUGAAAACUGACCUGGGAGAAGUAUCCUCUUCAUCGCUGAGCUGGUGUCUGAUCUGGUCUACAGACAUACUGGGAUGCUCAAUCAGCAGGUUCUCCAAAGGGUCUUCCUCAGGGGGGGUCAGGGAGUUGUUCUCUGGAAACAUCAGACCACAAAUUUACUAAACCGAGACCAAAGAGGAAAAACACCAGUGAGACCUCUAAUAGUGUCCAUUAGAUCUACUAUCCAAAUAACUACAAUACUACCAUUUACAGAACAAGUAACUGCAGACAACAAUGCCCAUACCAGUUUAACAACUAACUUGUGAUUUCAACUUUCGGUGAAAAUUAUCGGCUUACCUUGAAUGUUGAUAACCACCCAUCCUCCCGCCUCAAACUCAAUGAGCUCCUCAUAGGUUUCAUUGUCAUCUGUGGAAAAAUCGUCAUCUGUGCUACCAAGGAAAUGGGCAAGUAUCUUUCCAAUCAUUGUGUAUAUGUUUUGCCUCCCUUGGCCCUCUUAUUGCAGUCUGCAAAGAAAAUGAGUUAACAUAGUGUUAUAGUAUGUUGCCCCCAUAAGGAAAAAAAAUUUGCAGACCGGAUACAAUUACUGCUAAACUGGUAAAACUGAUCAUGGUAAACAUUGCAUCAAAUACAAGAAAACAGCACAACCUGAAAAGGUAUGUGUAGUUUAAUAUCCACAUUGACAGAAGAUAGAUCUGAAAUGAUUUCAAGAAAGCAGAAUCUGAACAACACCUUACAUGAUGACCUUUAGUUUUUAACAUUGUGUCCUGGCUUAAUGACCCUGCCAGCACAGCAGAAUCAGGAACAGCAUGCCCCUUGGAAGCUAUUUGCAGACGGAAGGUCAUGGCAUCCUUUCUGACUCAUUUCAAGCCUGUAUUUGAAUCUUAAGACAUGUUAUGAAUAAACUAAUAUGGUGAAUAUGAAGCCAAUCGGCCAAACUAGGGUGAAAACAAAGGGUUUGCAAAAAUAUAUAUAUAUGUAUACAUUUUAGUGUAUAUAAUUGUAUUUUGACAUUUCUGGUCAAAUAGGCCUAUUAAAAAUAGAAUCAGGUAUAAACGGUAUAUCUUUCAGGCUUAAAGUGUCAUAGACUAGACAGAAUACCACAACAUCCACUUUUAGACUGAGGGCUGUCCAGACACCCACGGUCUUUGAAUGCCUUGGUGUACUUGUAAACCUAUACUGUCAAUAUACAGCUACACCCCAGCCUGCCAGCAAGGGAAGAUCCAAUAGUGCCCAGACAGAAUUAGCUCAUAAGGUGCAAAAUGUAUAGAUUACAUAUACACUUGCAUAUCUUUUCUGGUAUGCCAUCAAAAGGUCCAUAAGUUGGAAGUUUAAAGACAUGUCAGACAAUCCUUACAUUAGCCUUAUUUAAUAUAUAAUAAAUGUGUGAUAGAAACAAUCAAAUCAUUAAAAAACAUAGGAGGGUCGUUUGGGUGAACUUGAUAUGGCAUUAAUUGGGUUUAAACUUCUUCAAUAAAUAAGUUAAUCAUUAAGCACGGCAUUUAUGUAAUUCACUGACAAUCAAACAAAUAACCCAACCUACAUACAAAAUGACACAUGACAUGGUUACAAUUACAUGGUAGUCUACACAACUAAAAAGUUGUCCUAAUAGGACACUUUUGGGAUGUAGAAAUCAAUAAAAACAUGCAAUGGAUAGAUAUGUUAGUAGGCUAAAGAAAAGUGUCUAUGCUACACACGAACUAAGACUUAGGAUACAACAUGUCGCACAAUGCUGAAGGCUACAAUGUAUUUUUUCCUUACCUCACAAAUGUAUAUUUAACAAGUGGUGGCCGACGGUUAGCUUGAAACUAUAACCGGUCUGCAAUUGUUUUGAUACAGACUUGUUUUUGAACACCAACUCUUUUGCUUUGGUGGGUGGUGAACGUAAGCGAAAAUCCCAACUCGAAGGCGUGGCUUCAGAAGGUUGCGCACAACUAACAUUUGUCCUCAUAACUAGCUGUCAAGUGAAUAAAUGUGUCCUUACUUGAAACAUACCUAAAUACCUGGUUUCAACCGACGUCCAAUCUUUCGAAUAGUCUAGGCGUGUAGUCUAUAACAACAAGACAAAAUACAUUAGAGUGGAAGAUACAUAUAUAUAUAUUUUUUUUUUCAAUGUACAACGGUUUGCAUUUCACAACAGUGGUCGACUUCGUUUUGCAUGGCCCGGUGGCCCGUGUGAGCGGAGUUUGUUUUUAUUUAAUAAUUAUAUUGAUUCAUAAGAGAAAUCUCCACCCACCCCGGGCACCGGGCCCUGCAAAACGAACCCCACCAAUUUUAUGAAAAGGAGGGAAUUGUAUCAAUGGCUUUUCUUGAAACAUUGUUGCAAAUAUUUGCGGAGUAAAUGACAAUUAUGCCAGGUUGCCCCACUGAGAUCUAUGUAUUAGGCUAUGUUUGUUUUAUUGUGCAUCUAAAAACAACCGCGAAUCGUUUUAACAGGAUGUGGGCUUGUCCUAAAACAAAUGUCCCGUCAUUCACCGCGGUCAUAGUUUUUACCAACACUCAUGAUACACAAACAUUAACACAUCAUCGAAGUGCGAGAUCUGACGGUAGGGAUUCGCCACCAAUGUGUACUUUAGACUAUUUUCAUGUAGGCCAACGUGAGAGUCCGUCCUGUGUGAUGGUGACAACUAUGUCGUUAUGUAAAGGUGAUUGCCACACUUUAAAUGGAGAGAAAAUGCUGAUGGCCACAUGAUGACACACUAACACUAUCUCCUAUUUUUAGAUGUCGUUUUACGCCAUUAAAAAAGGCCUAUAUAUCAUAAGGGAAGUAUAAUUAUUAUUAACUGCGGUUGUUAUUAUUGUGGUCAUAACAUCAAUCGGAGGGAAGCAUUUCGAAUCUCUUGUGUGAGAAGUUUUUGACUAAUGACAAUGGUCUGCAUUAAGUCAUCAGUUAUUUAACCAGUCUCUGUCUGCUAAAUAUGAUAACUGAAUUGAUUACAAUAAUAUCGUUUCCUGGUUUUGUCAACAUUUGGAGUAAAAAAGACCUAUAACAUUAUUUGAACAAUCGUUUAUUUUACUUUUGGUAGAGGCUACUCUCAGCAGUGUAAUGCAGUUCAUUACCAGAAGAUGGCUUACUCCUAGUCUUCAGGAUAUCUGACAGAAGUCAAGUCAUACAUCUCUUCUAGUAUUAAAUUGGUAGUGGCUAUUUGUACUUGCAAUUUAUACUAGAGAUCCGAUGAGUUGGGUUGGUUGCAAACUGAUCUUCGGUGUGUCUCGUAUCAUCACACCAGGGAGAGCAGCUACCAUGGCUCCACGUAUGGAUGAUGUCAUGCAACUAUGCUGUGACCUGUCUGCAAAUCAGCAGAUAAAAGCAGCAGUGAAGAAUUCUGGGAAAGGAUCAGCAGUGGCAGGAGGGACUGCAUUUUUAGGAGGUCUUCUAGGUGGUCCCCCAGGGAUUGCUGUUGGUGGUGCAUUAGGUGGCCUGUUGGGAUGGUGGAUGACCAGUGGACAGUUCAGACCUCUCCCUCAGAUCAUCAUGGAGCUGCCUCCCCACCAGCAGCAGAGACUCUAUGCUGAUAUCAUGGCCGUUUUGGGCUCACUGGACUGGACAGACCUGGCCCAGCUGACCGCCCUGGUCGUGGGGAAUGCUACUCUCCAGCAGCAGGUCACUGCUGCCCUACUCCGUUAUAUCACAAAGGAACUGAGAGCAGAGGUGAGAUAUGGGGACUGAUCUACACAGACUGAAUAUCUGGAGGAAACUCCUUAGAACAUUUGUACUCAGAUUCAACUCAAGCUUAUUCCUGGAGACUGAAAGAACCUUUUAUACUGUAGGUUCACUGAAAGAGGCCUUAUGAGAGUUACAUUGUGACUCAUGUCAGACCUGUCAUGUUACCUAAUAUCUGAUCAUGUCCAUUUAAUAUCCUUUGAUGAAGCGCUUAAAUGACAUUUACGCCACUUUCAUUACGUCAUUUCCAUUAUCCCCAGCCCAAUACCAGUGUCUGCAUAUGUGAAAACGGCACAUUUCUACAAAACAAAUAUAAAGUUAAAAGUUCUACCCAAUGACGCCAUCAAAAGUAAAACAUAUUUAAAAACAGUGCUUUUCAGGCACUAGGAGAUUCCCAGUGAUGUGAGGAGCAAGAAAACACCCUCCCUCUGGCUAGAAAACCUCUGUUUUGAAAAUCACUGUUUUGUUACUUUUAAUGCUACCAUGUGAUGUUACAGAGAAGCAUUUGAAAUUUUUUUUUGCACCUUAUCUUUUUAACCACAGAUCAUAGAAACUCGCUGUUUUCACAUACUGUGUGUAGACACUGUUAUGGUUUCGGAGAUAAUGAAUAUGAGGUGGAAGAGUGGCGGAAUUGCACUUUAAUGUACACGUUUGUUUUGUUUUAGUUGAGAAAUUGUUAUCUCUGAAUGUCGCGGUAUGAUUGAAACGUAUCUUAUACGAACAGUCCAGCAAUUAACCAGAAAGGUGCACUUUAUAUAUAUUGUAGCGCAUAAUUGGUUGCCGAUAUUUUGCGCUGAAAUGUACACAUUGAAUAUUGUUGGUCAUGUAUAAUUGACAUGAUUUGCAACAAAUGCAAGACAAUGAAAAAAAAGGACCCUGAUCACUCCUCUUGUAAGUGUGCCUGGGAUCUCAAGUGAUUCAUGCAAUGUGAAUAUUGUAAGAGAUGAGUACUUCGGAGAAACCGGCCUUGAUACUUCUGGCGCAUAAAAUGGUGAUAAGUG